Messenger RNA from Coregonus clupeaformis (lake whitefish), 1884 nucleotides. RefSeq names its product general transcription factor 3C polypeptide 5. The record is from RefSeq and is a predicted model, not a curated record. The transcript has 11 exons. NCBI's taxonomy places the organism in Eukaryota, Metazoa, Chordata, Actinopteri, Salmoniformes, Salmonidae. Gene Ontology annotation, biological process: transcription initiation at RNA polymerase III promoter. The coding region runs from base 151 to 1749 and encodes 532 amino acids. Gene Ontology annotation, cellular component: transcription factor TFIIIC complex.
AGGGAUUUAUUGGUCGAAAUAUUUGAGCUGUUUACAAACCAGAAAACCACACACUUGUUAUCUGUAAAUUGUGUUGCUAAUUAGCCAACGUAAGGGCAUUCAAAUAACACAAUAAACUUAAACUUUGACAGUUAUUUAUCCAAAGGUGAGAUGGCAGCAUCGGGGCUGGACGAUUUGAAUUUUACAAUGAAAGAGAUAACCGGCACGCGCCAGUCAGUCUCGGGCAGCGCAAGUGACGAAUCGUCCACUGCCAGUGUUGUGCCUGAGAGCUCGUCGAUUCUUUCCAUAUCAGAAGAGAAUAAACUCGUCUGUGUGGAAUAUCCAGGUAUUAUCUCCAAUGUGGACAAGAUGCUGGAAAGUAUUGGGGGUAUACAAGGAGUGUCCAAGACCUAUGCUGACCCCAGCAGGCGGUUGGAGCUCCGCUUUCGUCCUCAGGACCCGUUCUGUCACCCUGUCUGUGGAAACCGUUUCCCCUCCACCAACCUGCUGCUGCGCAUGAAAAGGAGGGUGCGCAAAGGCAACCCCAAGGAGGCCCAAAUCAACAUGGACAUCCUGGGUGUCAUCGGGACAACAUACAAAUUCCAAGGGAUGGCAGACUUCCAGUAUCUUGCGGUACAUUCAGCAAAGGACGGCUCACAUACAUCCCUCUACGAUAAGAUCAUCUUGCGUAAACCAGAGAAUAAUGAGUUCUUUGAGCAGCCUGUGCCCCUCUUCCUUCCUCCACCCAUCUUCUCUCGCCUGGACAGUGCUGUGGACUAUAACUACCGACCUGAAAUCCAACACAAAGAAGGCCAUUGUCCCCCGACAGUCUCCAGGGAUAAUUUGAUUGGUUUGAGUCGAGCCCGUCGGCCUCACAACGCCAUCUUCCUCAACUUUUAUGACCAGAACAUCCCCACGGAGCCCCUGGAGGCUGCCAAGGUCAACUGGAAGAGAGUGUGUGUUCACCCCAGUGACAUAAAGGCAGAGGAACAACUGAAGAAGAUGUUUGAGAGCCGGCCCAUCUGGUCCGGGUACGCGGUCAAGGCCAACCUGGACAUCCACCCUGAUAAACUGAAGCUGCUGCUCCCUAUCGUGGCCUACUAUAUGGUGACAGGCCCCUGGAGGAGCCUCUGGGUGAGAUUUGGCUACGACCCCUGCAAGACACCAGAGGCCAAGAAAUACCAGGUGCUGGACUUCAGGAUCCGCUGCAGUACCAAGCACGGAUAUACUAUAAAUGACAUGCCAGUGAAGGCCAAGAGGAGCACGUUCAACUAUACCCUGCCAAUCACAGUUAACAAAGCAGUGCCCCAGGCUGCUAAUGUGACAGAUUUACCCCCUGAGGGCCCUGCCGGUGGACGUAGUGCUAAUAUAACCAGGUACCAGCUCAAGGAUUCCUCAUACAUAUUCCGAGAUGGGACCCUGCCCCCCCACAGGCAGAUGUUCUACCAGCUCUGUGAUCUGGACGUGGAGAGCAUAAGGAACGUGAUCAGUCGGAACGACGGCCAGGAGAAGGAGUGUGACGAGAGGGACGGCUGGUGUUUGUCCCACACCUCUGAUGACCUCCGAGAUAUCAUGUCCUCCAUGAUCAAGCAGGUUAUCCGUGCCAAGAGGCCAGCUCCUUACUCUUCUGGGCCUGAGAGUUCUGUUACCAGGCGAAAGACCCCAGAGAGUGGAGAGGAGGAUGAUGAAGAGGAGGAUGAGGAAGAUGAGUUUCAUCCCUCAGAGGGGAGUGACAAUGAGAUGCAGACAGAGAUGCUGGAUUAUAUGUGAGGAUGGACACGAUCCAUCCCUGCCUUAACAAAUGGACUGUGGAAUUGUACAAACUUCCUUCAUUCACUGUAAAAACGUACAUUUUUGUGUAUUUGCGAAUUAGUGUGAAUAAAUGUGUUUAAGUUGAGGAGUGAA